AUGCGUAGAAGGAAUUUCGUCGCGCUCGGUGUUUCGUUCACGGGCGCGGCGCUCGCCGGCGCCGGAACGGCCAAUGCCCAGGACUUCCCCAACAAGCCGAUCACCAUCCUCGUGGGCUACGCCGCGGGCGGAAACAUCGACGUGACGGCUCGCACGGUGGGGCAGGCGCUGUCGACGGUGCUGGGCCAGCCGGUCGUCAUCGACAACCGCCCCGGCGCCGCCGGCCUGAUCGCCCAGACCGCCGUCGCGAAGGCAAAGCCCGACGGCUACACCUUGGUGCUCUCGGGGACGACCGGCUUCGUGCUGGCGCCGCGCCUCGUGCCGACGCCGCCCUACACGCUGGACGAUUUCGUGGGUAUCGGCUCGACCUCGGAGACGCCGCUGGUGCUCGAGGUGCCGGCCAACAGCCGCUUCAAGACCUUCGCCGAGUUCGCGGCCUACGCCAAGGCGAACCCCGAGGCGAUCGCAUCGGCCAUACCGGCAACGGCACGACCAACCAUGUCGCGAUCCUGCGUCUGCAGCAGAUGCUGGGCGCGAAGUUCACGCCGGUUCCCUACAAGGGCUCGGCGCCGGCCAUCACCGAUCUUCUCGGCAGCAACAUCGACGCCAUCAUCGACCAGAUCCCGAGCUCGAUCGGCCAGCUCCGCUCCGGCGCCUUCAAGCCGCUGGCGGUGA
Molecule: messenger RNA, 675 nt
Organism: Ostertagia ostertagi
Lineage: Eukaryota; Metazoa; Nematoda; Chromadorea; Rhabditida; Trichostrongylidae
Source: the annotation of a GenBank genome assembly